Aspergillus tubingensis is the source of this 2457-nucleotide messenger RNA. RefSeq names its product transcription factor domain-containing protein. Lineage: Eukaryota; Fungi; Ascomycota; Eurotiomycetes; Eurotiales; Aspergillaceae. Gene Ontology annotation, biological process: regulation of DNA-templated transcription; DNA-templated transcription. Gene Ontology annotation, molecular function: zinc ion binding; DNA binding; DNA-binding transcription factor activity, RNA polymerase II-specific. The transcript is spliced from 4 exons. The record is from RefSeq and is a predicted model, not a curated record. Bases 1 to 2457 code for a protein of 818 amino acids.
AUGCAGGCGCACUACUAUCAUUCCUCGAGUAGCCCGAACCAACCAGGAGGGUCAUAUGAACUUCCUCCGGUGCACGCGGUGACCUCGCCUCCAGCUCCAUUUCAACCGCAUGGGCCCGCACCUGCUCCUCUACUCUCCGCUCCGCCGAGUCGACCCGACAGCGGGUUGAGGAUGGCCCAUCUACUGCAACCGUUGGCACAACAUAUGCCCAAUCCCCCCCCACCUCCCGUUACAAAUGCUCCCACCUACGCUCGUUCAUACGAGUCGAGUGGCUCUCCUGCUGAAGGCGCAUCGAUGCUCGCCGAUGCGCCUCCCCUCAAUGGUCCCGGAUUGCUUCAGCCGAUGGGCGGAGGUGCUGCGGCUGGACCGCACCCCCAUCAUCAGUCACAGCAGCCUUUGCAGCAAAAGAGGGCCUAUCGACAGCGAAGAAAGGACCCCAGUUGUGAUGCCUGUCGGGAACGCAAAGUCAAGUGUGACGCUUCCGAGUCGUCCAGUUGCACAGAAUGCACCAACCGUAAAGUGCGCUGCCAGUUUACAAAGGAGACGAAUCGACGCAUGUCUUCAAUCAAGCAAGUCCAAGACCUCGAAAAGCAGCUGCUGUCGACCAAGCAACAACUACAGCAACUUCGGUCGGGCAUGUUACGAUCGGACAAUCUGAUGGAUCUGGAUAUUGAUGGUGCGGGGCAGCCUCAGCUAAAGCUGCCGGACGCCGGGUAUCGUCCCCCGCGCCGGCCACAAGCGCCUGUGAUGCAGGAUCUGGCCGAGGCUCGCGCAAAUCUGCGAAAAUACGGCAAAGGGAUCCUGAGGGUGCCACCUCCAUACCGUCAGCCGGGCCCCAAGUCCUUGAUCACCGCUGAUCCUCCACGCCUUCCCCCGAAGGAGCUGGCCAAUCGCUUGCUGGGACAGUAUUAUGCUUGCAUUCACUCCGUCCUGCCUGUAAUCCAUUGGCCGACUUUUGUCGCCCAAUUUGAGGAGGUCUACCAAGCAGGAACCCUCCUCGGCGUGCCCCGUGAAUGGGCCGCGGUUCUAUUUGGAGUCUUUGCAUGUGGGCGUUUGCACACCCUGGAAGCGAAUCGGGAACAGGAAGGAAAAGAAUUCGUGACCGUUAGUUGCGGGGUGAUUGAUGUAUGGCAGGACAACUUCACCCUGGACCAGGCACGGGCGGCGCUGCUGGUCAGCAUUUUCUUGUACGAGGUUAAUUCUCAGUCGGCGAGUUGGGUCUGGAUUGGGUCCGCAAUCCGAGUCGCGCAGGAGAUUGGCCUGCAUUUGGAGUCGGGCCCUUGGCCCCCUCUGGAAGGUGAGAUGCGGAAGCGGUUAUGGUGGGGGAUGUACACCUGGGAUAGGCUUCUCGCUUUGGAGAUGGGAAAACCAGUUCUCAUCAACGAUCAAGACUGCGACGUAGGCCUCCCGUGUCCCAUCGACGAGCAAUAUCUUUCAGACGGCGGUGUGGUACCGGAAAGCCCCCAAACGUCCCCAUUACUGGCCACCAUUCAUGUGGUUCGAUCAAUCGGCCAGCUGUCCCGAACGUUGAAAAGUCCGACAAUGAGUCUCGGAACCCUUGAGACUUUCGAACGACACUUUAGCACCUGCCUCGCAACCUUCCCUCCUCAAUAUCACCCUACAGCCGACCAGUAUCUCGACCCCCGCACCCUCGCCCCGAUUCUCUACCUCCAAAAUGCUCGCCUGAUCCUCCACCGUCAUAAUAUCUCUCCUUUCUGUCCUCCUGAAACUCGAACAUCAUCAUUGGACUAUUGUGUUUCCACCGCCCAAGAUACCGCUCGCUUACUGUCCCGCUGUAUGCGACCACCAUCCAGCCCUGGAAGUGGAUUUACGGCCACGAACGGUGACGACUGGAGGCCCCUGCUGGCGUCCUCCGCAGGAACCAUGCUGUGUGUGCACCUCUGGCGCUGUGCACUUCUACUCCUCUUUCGCCAGGAUUUCGCUCCUGCUCUCGUCUGUGUCCAGGCGUGUACUGCUAUUGGUGAUUCGCGCGCCGUGAAUAUGGCCUGUGGACGCUAUCUUGCGUUCUUCCUCAAAGUGGUUUUGGACCGGCUACGGCGCAACGAAUUAGCAGUGCUCGAGCGUGACGAAGAGUUGAUGGUUUAUGUAUCCGGCGACAUGCAAGGAAGCGCCGAAGGUAACUGGGUCUGGCAGGGCAGUGAGACCGGCUCGCAGCUGGAAGUGAUGUCGCCCAAAGUCAGCAGCCCGGUGGCAUAUUCCCAUCCGGAGGCCAACGCAGGGCCAGAAGGGUGGGAGGGGUGGAAGUGGGUAGAGCAGACGGUGCAAUACCUCCACGAGAGACAGCAACAGCAACAGCAACAACAAGAUCUUCAGCAUCGUACCAAGCCCGCGGAAACGGCAUAUCUUGGGCCGGAAUCAGCCACCGCGAGCUCUGAUGCGACGACUCCGCAGUCGAGCUCGUCUCAUUCGCGCAUGACCAUCGCGAGCAUUAUCUGA